AUUGUCGUGAAUAGAAUCGAUUAAAAUUAUAUAAACCAUUAUCGAGCUCGCAAAGUGUAUCAUUCAGAAGUUUAUCAUCGCCAAAUAACUUUCUUGUUAAAAUACCUCGUGAGGAAUAUUUCUAUAUUAAGACAAACUGAGCAGUUUCCAAUUUUACAAGAAAUCAAAUUAAAAUGCAAAUAAUUAAUAAGAUUUGCAAGUUAUACUUAUUUACCUGGUUUGUGUUAUCUACUAACGCGAGUCCAAUAUUGUCUAGUAAAUUUGAACAAAAUUACCAAGUGCCAUCUAUUUCUAGUAAUGUACCUGGAGUUACAACUACAUUCAGAGAUCAAAAUGGAAAUCUUGUAACUCAAGUAAAAAAAGAAUCAUUUAAUAAUGUUAAUGGCCAAAAUUCGCAUUUAAUAGAGUUUGAAGAAAAUAAACAAUUACCAAAUGGGUAUGCAAAAAGUUUUAAAAAAGAAUAUUCUUCUUCUAGUGUAUCUGGUUCUCAACCGGUAUUUGGACAAAAUCCAAUUGGAUUCGAUAGUUCGUUAAAACUUGAUAAGUUAAAUUGUGGAAAAUUAUGUAGCGGAUUUGAGCAUGGACAUCACGAAACACUUAUUUCCGCAAAUUCAGGAUAUACAGGAAUUAAUUCGAAUUUAAAAUCGAUAAUAGACCAAGGUGUGAAGAAUUUACCAGGAAUUAUAACAACAUUCAAAGAUCAAAACGGAAAUCUGGUCACUCAAGUAAAAAAAGAACUAUUUAAUAAUGAAAAUGGGCAGAAUUCACACGUAGUAGAAUUUGAAGAAAACAAACAACUUCCAAAUGGUUAUUCAAAGAGUUUCAAAAAAGAAUAUUCUUCUUCAAGUGUAAUUGGGUCUCAACCUAGCAUUUUAAAACCGACAAUUAUUGAAAAUUCAUCUUUAGAUAAACAAAUGAGUGGAUACAAUUCUUUUAUAAAUACUAAACCAAUCACUUCUACAAAUUUAUGUGUAGAUCAGCCUGUUUGUGAUGAAACCGGACAAGCAAUUGUAGAUACAAAAUAUAGUGGACAAAAACAAGUCAAUUUUGUUCAACAAGGAAGCAAUUACCAAACACCUGUAUUUGUCCCUAAACAACAAACUAUUAUUUCAUCAUCAUCUAACUCUGCUUCAGGAAAUAAAUAUGAAAAGCUUGAAUCAUUUAAUACACAUCAACAUCAUGGACAACAAACAGUAGAUAUAACACAUAGCAUAGAACCAACUUCAUUUGGGCAACAGUCAAUAAAUAUUGAAAAUACUUUACCAAAUUUUUCACUAAAUCAACAAAAAGAAACAUUUAACCAAGUUUAUAAACCUCAAUCACAAUUUGGACAACAGGUAGUUGAAAUAAAUAAAGUUUCGAAUUUCAAUCAAGAAAUCGGCCAACAAACAGUUCCAGUAGAAAAAUUUUACAAGCCAAAUAUUCAAGUUGGUCAACAAUCCAUCGAUAUAUCAAGUAUAAGUCACAACACAGCAGGCCAACAUCAAGUUGAAAUUAACAAAAAUUCAAAUUUGAAUCAAGGAUAUGGUCAACAGACUGUCUCUAUUGAUCAUUUCUAUCAACCACACACUCAAGUCGGUCAACAAUCCAUUGAUAUAUCAAAUACAAACCAUCAUACAGCUGGUCAGCAACAAGUUGAAAUUAACAAAAAUUCAAAUUUGAAUCAAGGAUAUGGUCAACAGACUGUCUCUAUUGAUCAUUUCUAUCAACCACACACUCAAGUCGGUCAACAAUCCAUUGAUAUAUCAAAUACAAACCAUCAUACAGCUGGUCAGCAACAAGUUGAAAUUAACAAAAAUUCAAAUUAUAACCAAGAAUAUGGCCAACAAAGUGUUUUAAUUGAUAAUAUUGCCAAACCUGUGUCUCAAUUUGGCCAACAAUCUAUUGACAUAACAAACUUAGGUCACAACACAGCUGGUCAACAAAUAGUAGAUAUUAAUCAUAAUUCAAACUAUAAUAAGCAAAUUGUUGGUCAACAAGCCGAAAAAAUUGAAUCAUUUUAUUCAGAAAACCAUGACUCAAGAGGUCAAAAAUCAAUAGACAUAUCAGGUUCUGAUAUAUCAAAUGCUAAUUCACAAUCACAUUUUAAUACACUAAGUAAAGGUAAUCAAGAAUUCAGUGGACAACAAACUCAAGAUAUAGGAGGAAUUUUUACAACGAAAAAUGGCGGAACACACAUACUUGACAUAGGCACAUUAGAUAAAAAUACAUACAAUGGUAAAUUAACAUCUCCAAUUAAUUACAAUGGUAAAGAGAUGAUAAAAAUAGUUGAAGGUCAGCGUGUAGUUGAAAAAAAUAUUGAUCUAAAUGUACCACACUACCAGAGUAAUGCUGAAGUACAUAGCCAUCAGUCAACUCACGGACAAUCAUUAGUAGAAAAUCAAGCUUUGGGACAAGAAACUAUUGAUUUUUCAUCAGUUGUUGAGAACAAUCAGCCACUACAAAAAUUACCUGGGCAAAAUCUAGGACAUCAAUCUUCUAGUUAUUCAUCAUAUGCAGAAAAAUCAUCAUCAGGAAAUGAUCAAUCAUUAAAUGGUAACUAUAAUAAAGUGUUUGGUAGCUUAAAUAAGUUAGAACAAGAAAUUAAUGGAGUCCAUAGUUUGUCAAAUUUAAAAAAAGAUAAUAUUCAAGUAGGGUUAGCACAUAGUUUAAAAAGUAUGCCAAUAAUAAAAGAAGAAAAAGAGUCUUAUUUCCAAAAAAAAUUAAAAGAAAAUGAACAAUAUUUAGAACCUCAAUCAGAAUAUAUUCCAGGAAAACAUGUGCAAUCUUUUGCUUCCAGUUCUUAUACAAAAAGUGAAAAAUCAGUAGAUUGUUAGAACUUUUAAAUAUUCACUAAUUUUAAGUUAUUAGUAUUAAAUAAUUCUAAAUAAUAUUUUAAUUAUUUAUUAAAGGUAAUAUAACAUUGAAAUUUAAAAAAAUUAUUUAUUUAUUUAUUAUUUAUUUAAAAACUAUUCUAAGCAUAAGAUAAUUUAAUUUUAUGAAUAUUUGUUUAAUAAUUUUUUAAAGGUUUUGAUAAAUAAUUUAUAAACUAUAAUAAUUUAUGCAGACAUUAAAUUUGUGAAUAAAAAUAAUUAUAAGUUAAUUUGUGUUAUGUACAUAUUUUAUAUUCAUAAUUUUUCUAGUAUUUUAUAAAAAUACUAGAAAAAUACAUAAAACUUUUGAUUUGAUAGAAAUAAACAUUAUUAUUGUACAAAAAAAUACUAUUUUUUUAAGUGUUACCUAUGAUUAUCAAAAUAUAAUUUUAUAGGCUAUAGCCUAUAUAACAA
Messenger RNA from Daktulosphaira vitifoliae (grape phylloxera), 3266 nucleotides. RefSeq lists its product as uncharacterized. Bases 174 to 2816 code for a protein of 880 amino acids. The transcript has 2 exons. NCBI's taxonomy places the organism in Eukaryota, Metazoa, Arthropoda, Insecta, Hemiptera, Phylloxeridae. The record is from RefSeq and is a predicted model, not a curated record.